This is a messenger RNA of Cooperia oncophora, 1341 nucleotides long. The record is from the annotation of a GenBank genome assembly. Lineage: Eukaryota; Metazoa; Nematoda; Chromadorea; Rhabditida; Trichostrongylidae.
AUGCGCUCUGAAGAAGCCUGUCUAUUAUUCUGCAGUGACACCAGAUCCCGAUGUCGAUCGAUCGUCUACGAUUCCGUGCAACAUAUCUGUCAUUUCUUUCUGGACUACGGUAACGAUUUCACUAUUCCUGCAGCGAAAAUGAUAUAUCUGAAGGUCACCAGCACCGAGUGCUUAGAUCCUUCGUCGAGUGAGGCAAACAACGUGGACCAGAGUUCUCGUGAAGCGUCAGUAGCCGCACCUCGGCCUGCUGCUGUAGCAGUACCUCAACCUAAUGCUAUAGCUCCACCUCAGCCUGCUUCUAUAGUUGCACGUCAUCCUGCGGUAGUAGCUCCACCUCAGCCUAUGAUACCUCCCGGGCAAUUCAUCAUUCCACCAACGCCAACGGCUUCCUUUGAACCGGUAACUGAAGCAGCGAUCGUCGAAACGACGCUUGUAACAACAACUGACAUGUUCGCGGACUUUACUACGCCGGAGAGCCUUUUUGAGGAAGGAAUUCCUUUCGCAGUGCCUGUCCUUGAUAAUGCUGAAGAAGACCUCGAAAUGGAGAAACUCGGUCGUAAAAACGAGUUAAUGCGAGAUAUAAACGGGCUUGAAAAUCACGACAAAAGCCACGCCGCCCAUCCGCCGCCUGUCAGAGCCGUAAAACUUCUGCCUGCUCGAGUUCUGCCUGCCCGAGUUGAGCCCAUCGAGGUGCCUAUCAAAGUAGAGCCUGUUCAAGUGGAGGCCUUCGUAGAAAAGUCAACCAUGAGAGCACCAACAACGACCCAAAGCAACAACUAUGUCGAAGGAUCAGUACAGAAAAAAUUGGAACAGCUUAAGCGCAAAUAUCCAAGCAGAUACGCGCAAUAUCUUAUCGAUAAAGAAGAAGGUUUCGCCAUGCAUUCGCCGUCCACAUUGCCAACAAUGUCAUCAACAUCAACAACAACAACGACAACAACAACACCAUCAUUGAUCGAAGACGUUUUCACAGCAAUCCCUGUCGUUGAAAACAAUCUCUUUAUUGAAGAUGCAGAAGUUUUGGCACCUGCUAUUCCUGUGAGACCGAAAAUUAACAGAAGAACGAUGUUUCCCGGAAAACGAAUCGCCUUUUCGGAUGAUCACAUGUUUUCAAGGAAGAUCGAUGGAGCAGACAUACGAAGACAUCAGCAAAAAAGGCUCAAGCAAGUGACACUUGGUGCUCCAACUCCAACUCCAACAGCACCAUCAUAUGUUAAUAAGGCUCGAAAUUUCCUGGAAAUGGUGAACGUCAAAGAGAGCAGCUCGGACGCUGUGAAAAACAGUGUUGGUGGAAGCACAAAUGGACAGUUCAGCGAUGGUGAACAAUGGAGAUUUCCUUGGUAA